CUGGCUGCGGCUCCGGCUGAAGUAAAAUCUAAAAAUUACUUGAAAACUAGACUGCAAAUCGAAUCUUUAAUUAUUGAGUAAAUAUUUAUAUCCAAGGAGGAGUUAAGUUAUUGUUGCCAUAGUAGGUAGCGUAUUUUAAUAGUAACUAAGUAAAUAUUGACACUGAAUUGUCACUUGGUGAAUAAUUUGAGAUUUUAACCUUCGCCUGGUUGCUAGGACAAAGAAGUAUCAAAAUGCAGAAUUUUUCAGUUGAAAGCAUAUCAGAAAAUAAAAUAGUUUCUUUUGAUUGUAUUCCUGUUGAUACGGUCGCUGAGAAAAGAAUAUCAAUCCAAAAUGUGUCGGAGGGUAACCUUACAUAUCGAGUGUCGCUAAUAUACGUUUUGAAUAGUAUCGACCAUGUGUUCAAACUGUCAAUCACAUCAACUCCCGUAAAAUCUCUCGAUUGGGCUGAAGUGAAGAUUAUAUUUCGACCUAAUGUCGCCGGUCAAUCAUACACGGAGUACUACAUGGUUGAUGAUACAGCUGGUAACGUUUAUAGGCUGACCGUUACUGGAAAGUGCUUCGGGCCCCAUGUAACUUUGAAUAAGAAGAAACUCGUAUUCAGAAUUUGCAAAAAUGUUAGCGAGAAAAGGAAGGAAGUUAUAAAUAUGAUUAAUAAAUCAGGGGUUGAUGCUACAUACCAGUGGCUUCUUCCAACUGGCGGACAAGGAUUUUUUCAAAUAUCCAAAGGUAACUGUGGUGUGAUUCGGGCAUUUGAAAAUAUUACCACCACAAUCACGUUCUCCGGAAUAGCGCUCGGGGUUUAUACGGCAGAACUAGUUUGUUUAGUCCUGAAUCAGGAACCAUUAUAUCUGAACGUAAUCGCAUCCGUUGUACUGGCCGGAAAUCCAAUGUACAAUAUACAGGAUCAUGUGUUCGAAAAGAAUUGGAAAGUUAAAAGCCGAUCAGCUCACCUGAUGGAGAACAGUUUGACCUGUUUAAGUAACAUACCCUCUGCAUCGGUGUUCGAAAGGUAUUUAGACUUCGGUACGGGAAGCGUUUCUGAUGUAACGAUGAACAUAUCGCAGACUUUGUGCGUCACCAAUCACGAGAAGGACGAUGGGUGUAUACAAUGGAUACCAGAUGCUGAUAACGUAUUCAUAAUUGAUCCUAUUGCAUGCGUUAUUCCUCCAAAUGAAUCCAGAUUGUUUACUAUCAGAUUCAGGCCGAAAGUUGACAACGAAGUUUAUGGUUACUUGCUAUGCGGGGAUUAUCAGUACAAAAAAUAUGACAAGGAAAAUGAUGAGUUUGUACAAAAAAUUAAGCACACUUGGUUUAGGAUUCCUUGUGUUGGUAACACGUGGCCACCUUGUUCUGUAUGGAAAACGGAAUGGGAUUGUCCAACUGAGGUUGUUUUACCACCCACUGUACCGGCUAGGACAACAUUUACAAACUUCAUGUUAUCCAAUAAAUUGGAUACACCCAUGCAUUUCAAAUUACAAGCGCCAUACAACACGAAUUUUGUCGUAAUGCCCAUGUGUGGCAUAGUUCCGGGGCGAGGAUGGCAAAUAAUAACUGUAGCGUUGGAGCCAAAAGUUUUCGGAGAAUAUAUCGAGAAUUGGGACCUUAUUAUUAACAAAGCACAAAAAGUUCGUAUUACCUUCUGUGGCAACGCGGAGAUCAGCCAGGUGGAGAUGAUGUCGCACGGGUACAACCCGGGCGCACACGCCAUGUACGAGUUCCAGCCCACCAUCACUGGUUGCACGAACUACUGCACGGCUUAUAUGCACAAUCUCACUAGGAUGGAAACACACAUGAGAGUCAUAAGUCAUGUGACAUGGCUUGGCGCUGAUGACAAUGGGGUCAUAAUUUUGCCGCCGAAGGAAAUAGUUAAAUUUCACUGGUGGUUCUUCCCUCGAGAAGCUGAUAAAGUUUAUGAGACCACCGUCACUUGCUCAUGUAUCUGUUUGAUUGACGGAAAACCUGUUGGAGAACCUACAGAAGUAUUUAUUAAUAUAAUUGGAUUUUCCGAACUGCCUAAUUUGAAGGUAUUGCCAAUAAAACUAAACAUUCACGACACCGCAGUGGGUGAAAGUGUCACAUUUCCAGUUACACUUUACAACUAUGGAUCCUGUUUUUUCACAUCAAAAUUGUAUCAUCUUAUUAAUGGCAUGGGAGACGAUUUUAGUGGUGACAAAUUUGACAUUGAUUCCUCUGUCAACAGUUUGAAACCAUCUGACCACUGCGAAGUGAAUAUGACGGUAACGGCGGAAGGAGCGGGCUCACGUCAAAUAGACAUCAAAUACACGGUACUCUUUCGUACGGAAUACGACGUGGUGGAAGAGAUACAGCCGAUCAAGAAGACUAUAUGCAUCAUCUGGUAUGACGGGAUAUACCCAACGAUUAAGGUGAAACGUACGAUAACAGUUAAUUGCCCCAUUAUUUUAAGUAAUCAUUGCGUCUGGAAUAUGAUUAACGUUGAAGAGUUCAAUAAAGCCCUUGAAGAAUGUCGACCCAACAAGCCUUUGAAUGUCAACCUCUACACCCCAGACCUUUGUGUUCGACACAGUGACGUAGAACUGAUACUCAUAUUGGGGUGUAUUUAUGCUUUACCAGUUCCGUUCAAUUUUCGAAGAGAAAAGAUCUGCGAUUGUGAAAUGGUUGAAGUUCAAACUGGUAUUUCAACUUAUGAGAUGCGGCACAACUGUAUUCACAGACCUUUGGUAGAAUUGGUUCCAAUGAAUGGAAUAGUUACACCUGAAAAUCCAGUGUUGUUGCACUUAAAACUGAAGUACACAUUUGAGGGCCGAACCACUCUUUGCUUCGUGAUGACAAUGCCUAAUCAUCGGACACUGAACGUUUUCAUUAACAUUUACGCCCAUGAAAACUCGAAAGGCGUCCUCGUUCCCUUACGCAGGCUAGUGGGUGUAGAUGAGUAUCUUACAGUGAUGGAUUGUGGAAGAGUGCCUAUUAAUAAUCUCGAUCCGGUAAUACGGAUCACCUGGCUCUACAAUCCUACUGAUGUGUUUACAACAUGGCGUCUUCUCCGUGGCAACAAUAUAACACCAGACACUGUCAUAAAAUGCCUGCAAUACUUUGCGGAAGUGCCACCAAAUGAUAAAUUGGCUAUACCAUUCGCUUUUAUGCCCACGGAAAUGAUUGAUUACGAGGUGGUCUUCUAUUGCUCUUUUGGAUAUGACAUAGUCAAGAUCCUCGUAAAAGGGCAAGGUGGUCUCCCAAAUUGUAUUGAAACGAGGCUUGACAUACCAUUGUAUGUAGAAAGAAUCAUCAGGGCUGCAUAUCGACAUAAUGUUGUUUCUUUAUCCAAGGAGCACAUGACCUUACCAAUUAUGUUGACGCAUUCACUUUCAAGAGACAUAAUAGCUAUUUCUAAUGACACUGAUCAUGUAAUAAGAUUUAUUUGGCUACCUGAGAGAAUCCCGAACUUAAUCAACAUAGUGAUGACGCCAUGGUGGGGAGUCAUCCAGCCCAAAAGUACGGAAUGGAUCACUAUGACCGUUUAUACUUUACAAGAACCUGCUACUUUUACGACGACUGUGACAUGUGAACUUCUCGAUUUGACCGAACGAAGGCGUUAUCAAAAAAACGAAGUUUUGAGGAGGGCUAAAACUGAAAAAUGCAACCAAGAGUUUAUCAUAACGGAGGAUGGCUUGUUUCAUCCUGAUAUAAAUGACUGUCCUCCAUAUGUUUUGGAUAUAAAGAAACCACUACCAUCGUAUCUUGCAAUGACUGUAGCAAUAUCAACAAGGGGUCAACGUGAUGGAUAUAACAGAAUGCUGUUGAAGCAAAUGUGGGAGCAGACACCCCCAUACGACCUUUUAUCUUCAGAUGUUUACGGAAAUCUAGAAGGCACUUCGGGCAAUAAUAUGACGACGAUGGAUGUAUCACAGAUUAUAGACGCUUUGCUGUGGGAAGCGUUGCAUAGCAAGAUGUUCAAGUUCCAUUUAGAGUACUAUGCGAAGGAAGAUAUCCCUACACAUGAUCAAUUGGUCAAAGCCAUCGAGAGCGAUAUGAAGUCGAAAUUAAGCAAACGAGUCACGUCCGGAAUAUGUGACGCCAUUGUCAAUAAAGCUAUGUUCAGCGUCUAUAACCUCAAUUGCAGACACGAGUUUACCAUUUUGGAGGCCGAAUAACUGUUAUUUUAAUAACUCUUUCAUUAUUAUUAAUGUUAUUACUUAAAUAAAGUUAAAUUAAACCAU
Maniola jurtina (meadow brown) is the source of this 4199-nucleotide messenger RNA. RefSeq names its product cilia- and flagella-associated protein 65-like. The coding region runs from base 234 to 4133 and encodes 1299 amino acids. The transcript is spliced from 26 exons. Lineage: Eukaryota; Metazoa; Arthropoda; Insecta; Lepidoptera; Nymphalidae. The record is from RefSeq and is a predicted model, not a curated record.